This is a messenger RNA of Colletotrichum truncatum, 1569 nucleotides long. RefSeq names its product mitochondrial import protein mmp37. Gene Ontology annotation, biological process: cardiolipin biosynthetic process; CDP-diacylglycerol biosynthetic process. NCBI's taxonomy places the organism in Eukaryota, Fungi, Ascomycota, Sordariomycetes, Glomerellales, Glomerellaceae. The record is from RefSeq and is a predicted model, not a curated record. Gene Ontology annotation, molecular function: phosphatidate cytidylyltransferase activity. Gene Ontology annotation, cellular component: mitochondrion.
AUGAUGAUGUCGCGCCUCUUGCUUCAGCCCAUAAGGGCUGGUCAAAACCAGUCCAUUCGCCCCGCUGUCACGUCUGCCUUCGGCGUGGCUCCCGCAUGGUCUUCGUCCCGUUGGUACUCCUCAACCGAAGGUGCAAAGAAGGACGAGAGCAAGGGCAACCAGAGCGACCAGCAGGAUCCUGCUCUACCUUACACCCACCGGGGUUCGGCCAUCAACUUCAACUGGGCCCGUGAAGCCGACAAGGCGCGUAGAAACGGCCCUACCUUGUCUGAAGAGAACUGGGAGGACCAUGCCAACGCUAAGAUCGAGGAAUUCGAGGAGCUCCCUUACAAGGAGUUUGGCAUUAACCAGCACAUGGAAGUCAACGCCGAGUUCAAGAAGGUUUUGACUGAGGUUGUCCGGGAGUUCCGCGCACCCAUCAUGUACGCUAUGGCCUACGGGUCCGGCGUAUUCCCUCAGUCUAAAGUCAGUCGAAGUGUCAGCGACGAAGAGUUCCGCGCCGUUCAUCCGAAGCCAUCGCCUGCGCUGAUGGAGGUUCAGAAGGGCGGGCCCAAAAUGAUUGAUUUCAUCUUCGGCGUGACGCACACUCAGCACUGGCACUCGCUCAACAUACGCCAACAUCGCGACCACUACUCUGGUCUUGCCAGUUUCGGUUCAGGCCUCGUCUCUACUUUCCAAGACCGUUGGGGCGCUGGUGUCUACUUCAACCCCUAUGUCACGAAGAAGGGCAUGCUUAUCAAGUAUGGCGUCACCUCCAUUGACAACCUCUGCACCGACUUGUCCACUUGGAACAACCUUUAUCUCGCUGGACGACUCCAGAAGCCGGUUAAGAUCCUGCGCGAUCAUCCUCGAGUCCGCCUCGCGAACCAAGUCAACCUCAUCUCCGCAGUCCGAACUGCCCUUCUGCUACUGCCUCCAAAGUUCACCGAGAAAGAGCUCUACUCGACCAUUGCUCGCAUCUCGUACCUCGGUGACCCCCGCAUGUCUCUCCCUACCGAAAACAAGAGCAAGAUCUCCAACAUCGUCGACAACAACAUGGUCUCUUUCCGCAAACUCUACGGCCCUCUAUUGAACACUCUUCCGAAUGUCGACUUUGCUGAGGGAGCUGACCAACAGACCAAGCACGCGUCUGACCCUGAGUAUGAUGCCUCCAUGCACCAAGAUAUGGACCCCGUCAAGCGCGGCAACAUGGUCCGCCGUCUGCCCAAGUCCUUCCGUUCACGUCUGUAUUUCCAAUACCAGAAGAAAUUCAUGGUUCCGGCUGCCGAAUUCAAGGCCAUGAUUGAAGCGUCGAAAGAAGAAGACGAUGUGAGCUUUAAGCGCCGCGAGGGUGGCGGUUUCGAGCGGCGAAUCGUACAGGACGACCCUGAGGAGCUCCAGCACUAUAUCCGUCAGGUCAUCAAGCAGACGGUCAACUGGCCUGCCACUGCACAAUCAGUCAAGAGCUUCUUCACUGCUGGUGUCCGCCGCUCCAUUCGCUAUCUGUCUGAAAAGUGGGCCAAGUACAACGAGGGUAAGGCCAAGGACAAGGCCAAGGCCAAGACCGAUGAGCAGAAGAAGACGGAGUAG